CAAAACGACACAUCUAUCACAAAUUGAAAGAUCUGCAAAUAAAUACGACGGUUUCACCUUUAAUCGUCCUUGACGUUGAUCAUUAUCAUUUCAUGAGAAAAUGGAAAUCGAUUUUACACGGUCUCCUAAUAUACCGUGUCUCUUCUCAAAGCUACCAUCCCCAGACACGACCAACUGUGUAUCCUUUAUCGGAACAACCUGGAUCUCUACAACCAUUUUUCGAUGACGUUCUCAAAAGUGGAAGUGUUGAUAAUGACAUGCGCUAUGAAUGGUUGCGAUUAAGAACUUUCUCAACAAUUACGUUACGUGCGUCUCUGAGUCCCAUUCGUCUCGCCCGGUCUGGAUUUUACUUCACCGGAAAUAACCAAGAAUGUGUAUGUUUUUCUUGUGGAAUACGUAAUGGUGAUUGGACUAGCGAUGACGUCACACAAACCCAUCGUCAGCUGUCCCCAAAUUGUCGCCAUUUAAUCGGAACGAAUACAACCAACGUUCCAAUUGGAUCCAAUGCAAGUUACGAAUCUGUUCCUAGAAAUGCUGAAUAUAGUUCAAACAGACCGGGCUUUAGACGUGACUCGACCUCCGAACAACAACAAAACACAGCUUCUAGAGAGACAUUCCACAUACAAAGUCUUCCAUGUACUUCAAACAGACAGCCGUCUAAUUUUAGGAUGGAUAAUCUGAGAGACACACUAGAGCCCCUUGGAAUAGUUCUAGACAAACCAAGAUAUCCGUGCUAUGCCGUAAUGGCAACUCGGGUCAGCAGUUAUCAACAAUGGCCCUCACAUCUGAUACAACAACCGGUAAACCUGAGCACAGCUGGCUUCUUUUACGCCGGAUAUGGUGACUAUGUCCGGUGCUUCUUUUGUGGUGGAGGCUUGCGAAAUUGGGAACCUGAUGACGAUGCUUGGGUAGAACAUGCCCGGUGGUUUCCGAAAUGCCCGUUCCUAUUACAAAACCGUGGUCAAGAGUUUGUAACGCUCGUGCAAAGUUUCGAUUCCGAAGAUCCUGACGACAUCCCGCCCCCUGUAACGAGACAGAACGACGGAUCACGACAGAAUGAUGACGUUGAGCAUCUUCCGGCUGCACGACAAGUUUUUGAAAUGGGCUUUGCAUGGAAUUCUAUACGAAAAGCGUACGGGAAACUGAGGAAAAUAAAAACAGAUGUAUCCACAUCAGAAUUACUGGAGGAGAUCUUGAAUGAGACAUCGCUAACUGAGUCAAAACGCCCCAGACAGCAGAGUUCCCAGACAGAGAACAUGAGUUCUACUGCCAUGUCUUCAGAAAUAUCCAACAAUGGAGAAACAAACCCCUCCCCUGUGUUGCAUGGUACAUCAGAUGAAACCCAAUCUCUGCUGGAGGAAAACCGGCAGCUACGAGAACAAAGAUUGUGUCGGAUUUGUAUGGAGGAAGACGUCACUGUAGCAUUUCUCCCUUGUGGACAUUUGUGUUGUUGUGCUCAGUGCGCACCUGCGAUGCGCAAGUGUCCAAUUUGCAGAGCUUUCAUAAAGGGCACUCUAAAAACAUACCCAGGACUUAGGAAAAUGUUGGUGCUGUUGUUUUCCGUGCUAAUUCUUAUCGUAUUACUUGCGACAUUUUGUGAGCAAGUAAGAAAAUCACAGUUUAGAAAGUACAAUAGAAGAUCAAAUGGAGUGAAAAAUCGUGUCAUUUCAUUACUGUAUGCUGGGUUUUAUUUUCAAAAUGGCUUUCAGUUCCAUUCCAAUCAUAUUGACGUGUAUCCAAUUUCUGAACAAUCAAACUCGUUGGACACAUACUUCAGUGCUUCUGUUGACAGCGGAAAUGCUGUCAAUGAAAUGCGUUAUGAAUGGCUCCGAUUGCGGUCAUUUUCCACAUUCCCCCUAUCAUCUCUGAGUCCAGUCCGACUUGCUCGGUCUGGGUUUUACUUCACUGGGAGAAACCAAGAAUGUGUUUGUUUUUCAUGCGGAAUACAUAAUUCUAAUUGGACAGGAAAUAACGUUACAGAAAUUCACAGACAACUAUCUCCAAACUGUCGCCACUUGCAAGGACGUAAUGACACAAACAUACCAAUCAGAGCAAGAGAGAGUUGUCAGUCCAACGAGUUACAUUCCGAUUCUAACUCAUGUAGAGGUAACAACGAACACAACUCGUGUAGAGGUAACAAUGAACACGUGCGUGAUGCACAACAAAGACAAUCCGAAAAUCAUAACAUAAAUUCGCCAAAUCGAACGAACUGUCAAAACCAAGCCUCACCCAAUUCACAAACUAAUGGUUUAAAAGAAACUUUAGAGCCACUUGGAGUAGUAAUAGAUAGGCCGAGAUAUCCCAGCUAUUCCGUUCUGGCUACCAGGAUCAGUAGUUACCAGCAAUGGCCGUCACAUCUGACACAGACACCGAGGGAUUUAAGCACUGCAGGCUUUUUUUAUGUUGGUUAUGGCGACUAUGCCCGUUGUUUCUUUUGCGGAGGUGGAUUGCGGAAUUGGGAAUCUGGCGAUGAUGCCUGGGUGGAACACGCCCGAUGGUUUCCGAAAUGCCCUUUCCUGAUUCAGAAUCGUGGUCAGGAGUUUGUAACACUUGUACAGAGUGUUCAGGAGGAAGAAUCGGAAGAUAUACCGCCACAAGAGCAGACAGAACACGUGAGAGACAUCGAGCAACUUCCGGCUGCUCGAGAAAUCCGGCAGAUGGGGUACACGUGGGACACAGUUAAGGAAGCCUAUCGAAAACUGAACAGAAAUAGAACAGACGUGUCAACAGCUGAGUUGAUCGAGGAAAUCCUGGCAGGAGACGUCCCUGCACCAUCAUCUGGGCCAGUAGUGAAUAAUAACCAGGGUAUCCCUCCAGUAACUUCUGUUGAUCCUUCCUUACACAAUAGAAACGAAACUAAUGGAGCACAUGAUUCUUCAGCGACGGCGAUGAUUGAUGAAUUAGGAGCUAUGAGCCUGAGUGAAGAAACACAGUCACUGAUGGAAGAAAAUCGAAGACUGAGAGAGCAGAGACUCUGUCGGAUUUGCAUGGAAGAGGACAUCGCGAUUGCUUUUCUUCCCUGUGGACAUCUAUGCUGUUGUACCCAAUGUGCACCAGCGAUGCGUAAAUGUCCCAUCUGCCGGGCGUUCAUCAAGGGUACAGUGAAGACAUUCCCAGCCUGAGAAUAUACAGAGAUAUGCUAAUUAUUGGUAUCUAGGCUCUUGUUUUAAGCAUUAACUACUGAGAAAACAGAUGUGCUAAUUAAUGGUAUCUAGGCUCUUGUUUUAAGCAUUAGCUACUGUGAAAACAGAGAUAUUCUAAUUAUUGGUAUCUAGGCUCUUGUUUACUGUGAAACAUUCUUUGUGUUUCAUUAAUUGUUCACAUCAUAUGAGUUGUCUCUCUUUUUCUACAUAGAAAUAUGAAGACAUGCAGGACUGUGCAGUUACAUGUAUUAUAACAAUCAGAAAGUUAGGCAAAAUAUCAGAAUGUUUAAUUUGAUUUAAUACUUGCAAUUCAGCAACCAUGUACACCAAACAUCACUGUUUAUAUGUGUUGUACAAAGAAAGCUUGUGUUUUGAGUAUGAAGAAAUCAUUUUUACAGUAACUUUCAUUUAUAAGGGUAAGACAUAACUUGUAUAUUGAUUUCUAUGUUGUUGUAAAUAUCGUUAGAAUGUGUCUCUUUGUUCUUACUGAUAACAUAAUUUCUGUUAUGUACGUGUAUUAGUAGUGAGGUAGCACAUCGUAUUGCAGUAAUCUAUUCAGCUGUUGUAACUUGUAUUGAUAUCAAUUCCUUUGUGGUUUUCUUGUUAUAUCCAUAUAAAAAUCUUUAUACAUCUAGUUUACCUUUUCUUUUGCAUUUGGGUUUUUUGUGCUCAUAAUAAAUGUUGUCAAAUAAGA
This is a messenger RNA of Ostrea edulis (European flat oyster), 3837 nucleotides long. RefSeq lists its product as uncharacterized. Gene Ontology annotation, biological process: regulation of cell cycle; negative regulation of apoptotic process. Gene Ontology annotation, molecular function: cysteine-type endopeptidase inhibitor activity involved in apoptotic process. Gene Ontology annotation, cellular component: spindle microtubule; cytoplasm; nucleus. The coding region runs from base 93 to 3122 and encodes 1009 amino acids. NCBI's taxonomy places the organism in Eukaryota, Metazoa, Mollusca, Bivalvia, Ostreida, Ostreidae. The transcript has 13 exons. The record is from RefSeq and is a predicted model, not a curated record.